Messenger RNA from Aedes albopictus (Asian tiger mosquito), 5604 nucleotides. RefSeq names its product intersectin-1 (gene Dap160). Gene Ontology annotation, biological process: clathrin-dependent synaptic vesicle endocytosis; endosomal transport. Gene Ontology annotation, molecular function: protein binding; calcium ion binding; molecular adaptor activity. Bases 607 to 4215 code for a protein of 1202 amino acids. The record is from RefSeq and is a predicted model, not a curated record. NCBI's taxonomy places the organism in Eukaryota, Metazoa, Arthropoda, Insecta, Diptera, Culicidae. The transcript is spliced from 14 exons. Gene Ontology annotation, cellular component: presynaptic membrane; cytoplasm; plasma membrane.
CAGGAGGAGAGUCAGAAGAUUCAGUAGGAAAAAUUUCUCGCGUAAAGACGAUCAAUUCGGUCGAUUUCCUGAAAAAUCCUUUAUGUGCAGUGUUAAUUUGAAGAAAGUGACUGUCUUCUGGAUAUUCCGUUGCAGGAUAAAGUGAUAUAAAGGAAGGGGGUAUUUGCAAGCGCGUGAAAUAUCGAUGAAUUUGUGUAUCGCAAUGUGAUGGAGCAAGAAAAUCGAAGAAACUAAACGAGCCAGGAUAGAAGGCAAAUUUGCACUCCUUGCUGGAAAAAUAAUCGAUAAUUUUACUGUGUGUGACCUAUUAGCACAUCUAGCAGCCAAGUAAGGGGAUUGUGCGAGUGAAAAAUUGUGAAAAAUCCUUAUCCAGCUCCGGAAAACAGAAGAUCAAAUCGAAGAUCCGUCAGCCGGCGAUCAGCAGAUCGCCACCAGAAGAAAGUGAAACUAAAGGAAAACACCCACUUCGUGUGGAUCCAAGCGGAGAGUGAAAUCAUACUGCUUUCUUGAUAACAAGUGCCCCGUCUCUUAUCGAGUUUCGCUUGACUGGUGUUGUAGAGUGGAAGAAGUAGUCGCCAGCAGGAAGCAAAUCGCAGACGAGGCGUCAUGAAUGCUGCGGAUCCGUUCGUGAUUACGUCCCGCGAGAGGGCCAAGUACGGGGAGCAGUUCAAGUCGCUACAGCCGGUCAAUGGAGUAGUGACUGGGGCGCAGGCCAAGGGCUUCUUCCUGCAGAGCCAACUGCCGCCAUUGAUCCUGGGACAGAUUUGGGCCCUAGCCGACACAGAUUCCGAUGGAAAGAUGACUCUAGGGGAGUUCAGUAUCGCAUGCAAGUUGAUCAACUUGAAGCUGCGAGGUUUUGAGAUACCGAAAACUCUUCCACCAACAUUAGUAGCUUCUCUGACCGCGGUAGGAGGUACCCCGACCCUGACGCCAACCUCCGGCCUCAGCCCUCUGGACCCGUUGAAAUCUCUUUCCAAUUCAAUCCAACCCAACAUGCCACCUGCCGUUCCACCCCAACCGGCCAUGGUUCCCCACACUGUUCCACAUGCCAUCGUGCCCCCUAUGAUGAACAACCAAAUGUCCGGCAUGGUCCAGCAACCGUUGAUUUCCGGUGUACCCGUUAAACCCGCCAUACCGCCGCAACCACUGAUAGCUGCUGCUCAACCACCUCUGAUUCCCAUGCAACCAAUGAUCCCACAGGGAGGAGCCGGAUCUAUUCCACCAAUGAUGCCACCGCAACCACAGCAACCACUUAUCGCUGGCCUCGGUGGUAUGCCAGCCUAUCAACAGGCUGCUGCUCCAACGGCUGGCGUCGGUAUCGUCAAGCCUUUGAUCGAUCCUAUUGGCGGUAUGACUAGUCCACCUCUGGUGGCCGGUAUGCAACCGGUUAUGCCAAUGCAACAGGCCAUGAGUGGUAUAACUGCCGCAGCUGGUGUGAUUCCUCAGUCAGUCCCGGCUACCGUUCCUGCUCCGCCUACUCCGCCACAAUCGGGCGGAGGAACUCCUCAACGGUCCAUGUCCAUUUCCGAACGUGCACCAUCCAUUGAAUCUCCGCAAGUCGAAUGGGCCAUCAAGGGGCCAGCGAAACUCAAAUACACCCAACUGUUCAACACGACCGAUCGCAACCGAAGUGGCCAUCUGACCGGGCCGCAAGCUCGCAACAUCAUGGUCCAAACAAAGCUUCCCCAGGCGACGUUGGCACAGAUUUGGGCUCUGGCCGAUAUGGAUUCCGAUGGCCGCCUGGGCUGUGAAGAGUUUGUUCUAGCCAUGUACCUGUGCGAUCUUGCCCUGCAAGGGGAGAAGAUACCGACCACGUUGCCACCGGAGAUGAUUCCGCCUUCCUUCCGUAAGACAACAUCUCGCCAUGGAUCGGUCGUUAGCUCGCGGCACGGUUCGGUUUCGUCGCAGGGAGCGCCGGUCCAUCCGGCAGUGGUGGAUGCCGACCCCAUGUCUGGACUGCCGCAGUCAUCCUUCGAGGACAAACGUAAAGAAAACUUCGACAAAGGACAGGCAGAGCUUGAUAGAAGACGGAAGGCUUUGAUGGAUAUCCAGAAAAAGGAACAGGAGGAACGAGAGCGGAAGGAACGCGAAGAGCAAGAGAAGAUACGAAAGGCAAAAAUGGAAGCAGAGCUCAAGAAACAGCAGGAACUUGAAAAAGAAUUGCAACGUCAGCGAGAGCUCGAACAAGAACGCGAAGAGCAAAGAAAGCGUGAACUGGAGAAGAAGGAGUUGGCUAGAAAAGAGCUGGAGAAGCAACGUCAACUCGAGUGGGAGACUCAAAAGAUUUCUGAAAUGCAGCUGCAGCGUCAACGCGAGCAAGAGAACGUGUUAAAGCUUAAAGCACAAAAUCAAUCCUUGAGCGUCGAGCUGAGUACAUUCAACGAAAAGAUCAAAGAGUUGUCUCAAAAAAUAUGCGACACCCGUGUAGGUGUGACUAAUGUGAAGAGCACUAUCGACGGAAUGCGCACUACCCGGGAUACUCAGAUGAGUGAAAUGGCUCAGUUGAAGGCAAAGGUUAAGGAUCAAAAUCAGCGGUUGGUGCAACUUAGUCAGGAGAAGGCCAAACUGGAUGCUAAGAACAAGACCGGCGAGACGGAAAGUCAGCUGCAAUUCUCGAAUAAACAGAUUAUCAUUCAGCAGUUGAAGGACAAACUAGAGAAUACUAAGCAACAAAUUGAGAACAAAACAACGGACAUAGAUAUCAAUAGUAAACAAUUGACAGAACUGAAGUCUCAACUGACCGAUUUAAUUGAUUCGUGUGAAAAGUUGUACAUGGAAUAUGACAUGCAGAGGAUUCAGAUUUUGGAGAUGAAGAACAAUCGCAAAAACGAAUCGUACACUAGCGCGUGGGAUACGGCGAACUCGUGGCCGGUGCACGACACCAGUGCGGCUGCCGUCGUGGGAACCGUGGUCCCGAGCGAGGAUAUCAAGACGCCACCGGGCUACGUCAAGUAUCGUGCCAUCUACGAAUUCAGUGCGCGAAAUGCGGACGAGAUUACAUUCCAACCGGGUGAUAUUGUGAUGGUGCCAUUGGAGCAGAAUGCCGAACCAGGUUGGUUGGCGGGAGAAAUACACGGUCACACCGGUUGGUUUCCAGAAACGUACGUGGAAAAGGUCGAUAGUAAUUUGAACACGGUGGUGGCAGCACCGGAACCGGAAGCUAUUGCCUACACGGAACCAGAGGCGAUUACCUAUACUGCCACCACCGACAGCAAUGAAGUACAAGGUACAUCAUUAGAAGCGACAAGAAUAGCUAGUACCGAAGAUAACACAAGUUAUAAUAAUAAUGUUGUUGAUGAACAAUUUGCAGCGACCUACAAUGGCGACGUUGAGUACUACGUAGCUUGCUAUGCGUAUCAGUCGGCCGAAGCUGGCGAUCUGGUGUUCGACGCGGGUGAAAUUGUAGCCGUUACCAAGAAAGAAGGCGACUGGUGGACUGGUAACAUUGGCAAUCGCACUGGAAUCUUUCCUUCCAAUUAUGUACAAAAGCAGGAAACUGUAAGUACUGCCAUAGAGACUGGUAGUGAGCCUAGUGUUAUAGAACCCGAAAAACAAGAAAACAUCAACGGCAAUCAACAGCAGCAGAUCACCCAGCAGGAGACGGAAACGAAUCGCAAACAAUCGACACAGGACGCAGAGGAUGCUCGAAAUCAGGCCGAAGCCGACUCGGAAGUAUCGCAAAUCAAUACUCAACCUCCGCCAGCACCCGCCGCAAACGAAGAGAACAUCCGCUACUCGUCGAUGUCUUCGGCCACUCCCAGCCUGAGGAAAAAGGGCGAAGUCGCACAAGUCAUUGCUCCGUACGAGGCUACCAGCUCGGAACAGCUGUCGCUGACGCGUGGUCAGCUCAUCAUGAUUAGGAAGAAGACUGACUCGGGCUGGUGGGAAGGUGAACUGCAGGCCAAAGGACGGCGAAGACAAAUCGGCUGGUUCCCGGCGACUUACGUAAAGAUCCUACAGGGUGGACGAAACAGCGGCCGCAACACACCGGUGUCUGCCAGCAAAGUGGAACUUACGGAAACGAUUCUCGAUAAAGUAAUAGCCCUGUACCCGUACAAAGCGCUGAACGACGAUGAACUGUCGUUCGAGAAGGACGACAUCAUUAGCGUGCUGGGACGAGACGAGCCCGAGUGGUGGCGCGGCGAACUGAACGGCACGACCGGGCUCUUCCCCAGCAACUACGUUGGUCCAUUCGUGACGUCAGGCAAUGUAUAACGAGAAUCGAGGAUAUCUACCGUAUCGUAUGGGUUGUGAAGCAUUUGCCGCAACCUUCCGACAGGAGGAGACAGCAUCAAUAAUAAUGAUAACUACUACAAUAGCGACAACAACAAUAAUCAGCCGAUGUUAUUGACUAAAGUGUGGUCACGAAAUUGAGAAAAGAAAACAAAAAUACAGAUCAUAAAAGUAUGUAUAUGAAUGUGUAUUAUUAUCACCCACGAAAAUAGCAUGUAUUUAAAUACAGAAAUUCUACACCCUUGGCCAGAUGUUUCUUAGAACUCGGAGGUACGGCGCGAUAUCAAUGUAACCCAAAUACGCUGUUUGUAGUAAGCAAUUUGAAAGCAACCAUGUCUUCUAUUACUGAUUCGUUUACGCUACGCAGGUAAAUUUUACCGGUUCUUGUGUUGAGCUUCGUCUAAUCGGCGGAAUUUGUGGUGGAAGAACGACCAAAGGGUUGCUUUUGAUAGUCUGUAACUAUUUCUCUAUUAGCUAUCAUAUCGACUGCAAGCGUACUGAUAAUUCACUUGUUCAUUGUUACUCUUGAAAUGUUAUGUAUUUAUUAUGAAAAAAGUGUAGCUCGUUUCCAAUCGUAUCUAUAUUAUAACAAACCAUUAGAGGAUCCCUUUGACUAUGUUCGAACAUGUUGAAAGCAACCUAAUGUUGGAAGAAAAUCAUCAAUCGAUCGGUAAGAUUAUGCACUCAAGAAAGUAAACUAAUCAAUCAGCUUUAUCGAAGCUUGCAGUUCUCCAACAAAGGAUCAUAAGUAAUAUUAAUGCGAUAAGUGUUUGGUAGCUUCAAAUUUUAUUAUUGUUACGUUCCCUAAAAUCUCGAGAAUCUCUAUCGUAUCCAUUCGUGAAGUGCUAAUGUAUGAUUACGCUCAAAACUUGUACAUAUUAAGUCUCAUUCAUUUUGUUGCUGAACACGUGAUUCAUUUUCUACUACAUCUACUUUGCAAAUUAUUAUAUUUUUGACAAAUUACAACACUUAAGUACAAACAAGUAUUGAUUUUAUAAAUCUAACAACAUACAAUACAAUUCAAUGCUGAUGCCACCGCAAAACAAGGAACAGUGCUCUACCGGAGUAGUUUUUAGAGUAUUACUGAGUAUUACGUUAAUGUGUGAACAUAUAUUAGAGGCAUAUACAUUAAAAAAAAACAGAAAAACCUACAUUCCAUGUAUGAGUUCUAGAAAGCUUAAAAGUAAGGUAGCGAACAUAUUAAGGCUACCAACUACAACAAUAGGUCAAGUUGUAUUCUGGAAUCGAAUCAAUUACGGUGACAUGUAUAAACAAAAUAACGUACAGGAAUUAUGGAAAAGCUAUGUUUAACAAAAUGGGAUAAUAAUUGACACUAUGGAAAUAAAAUCAAGUUAAUUCUCCACAGCAGGA